This is a messenger RNA of Leptopilina heterotoma, 1666 nucleotides long. RefSeq lists its product as uncharacterized. The record is from RefSeq and is a predicted model, not a curated record. Bases 461 to 1288 code for a protein of 275 amino acids. NCBI's taxonomy places the organism in Eukaryota, Metazoa, Arthropoda, Insecta, Hymenoptera, Figitidae. The transcript is spliced from 5 exons.
UUUUAAAAACCUUUUAAACUUAAAUAAAUUAAAACUGUAUUUAAACCAAAAAUCCAAAAGAUAUAAAUUCAAAAAAUUUGUUAUCUUAUAUAACAAAAGAAAGAAAAAAUUCCCAAAGAAAAUAAAAGGAAGAUAAAACAAUAGAGAUUAUGAUAAUUCGCAAAUUCUUUCAAAUGUAUAGUAAAGUUGAAAAUAUUGAGUGAGUUUUUAUCUCAUUCAGUAAUAGUGAAUGUUUAUUAAAUAAAUUUAAAGUGUGUCCUUGAAUUUAUAUCUUCAGUGAUUACAAAACAAUACACGAUUUUUUUUUCAUAAAACACCGAUGAUUUUUUAAAUUCAGAAUUUAAAGAUUAAAUUGUUUUAUCUCAAGAAGAAAAAGUGAUAUAUUGUGACAUUUUCUAUAAAUAAAAUUAUUAAAAGAAGCAUCUGUUUAUGGAAAUUGAAUUAAAAUCAAAGGACAGCUAUGAAUUAUUCUCAAGAAUCGCAUUCAAAUUCUCUUGACAGUAGUAGUGAUAAUCGAGUCGUUAAAAGUAUAUUAUCACAGAAAAUUUUUGUCGGUGAAUAUGUUUCAAGACGUUAUGUGGAGAGUUUACAAGAUUACAGGGAUAUUGUUAUAUGCAGAGACAGUGAAAAAGAGGUAACACGUUUUGUUCAACAAAUUCAAAAGCAAAUUAUUGCUGAAUAUGGAGACAAAAAAUGGAUUGGGAUUACAGAGAAUACCGAAACAGACGAUUUGUCUGGAUAUGCUUUUUGGUGCACACUUGAAAAACUGCCAUUCGGAAAACAUUGGUUUCAAAUUCGUUCGUUAAAAAUUAAAGACAAAGAAGUAUUUUUACAAUUAAAAUACCUUCGACCUUUUCAAUCGGAUGAACAAAAGAAAAUGAACGUUGAGGAUUUUAUAACUCCAAAUUUAAAAGAGAUAUGUACCUUUGAAAAUUUGUGUGAAGCUUCAAAAUUCAGUAUGGUGCUCAUUCUUACAAUUACAACGUGUUUAAUAAAAGGCGGUGCUUUUCUUCUUGACUUUUUGGUGAAAAUUAUUCACGAAUUAUCAUUUUUAGUCCAAUCACUAACACCAAUUGUCCUUGCAAUGAUUAAUACAGUAGCAAAAUGUAUUGGAGGAUUUUAUUGGUUACUGUUUAUGCUCUGGAAGGGAGAACCACAACGACCAGCACCAAUCUAUGGAAAUCGUCUUGCUCUAAUGAGCCCUCCAGGACUUGAUAAUCCCGAAAAUUCUUUUUAUAGAGGAAAUAGAAAAUCGUGGAAUAGUCCAAGAGGAAGAAGAAUUUAUUAAAACGCAUUUUUUUUUAUUCUUUUUCUCUCAAAAAAGAAAAUGUAUUUCUAAACCAAAUUUAAGUAAGUUGCAUACUUAAAUAUUUAAAAUAUUUUCCUAAUCAAAAACAAAAAUAUUAUUUAAUAAUAUAUUUAUUUCUUUUUGUUAAAAUUGUUGCAAUCUUAAAAAAAUUUAGAUUUUUUUCAUUGCCAUGAUGAAUGAUUAAAAAUCGUUGGAGUUAAAACAAAGUCAAAUGCAGUUCAAACUGUUUUAGAAUGUGAUUAAAAAAUUUUAUAUAAAACAAAGUAGGUUUUUUAUAAAAUGUAUAAAUUUAGAUUAUAGUUUUGUAAAUAUCGAGUAAGGUGUAUUUUACAACUAAAAUAAAUUAGUGUUCUGAAA